UCGUCCUUCCUUCCCACACAUCACCACCAUACCCCAGCCCAAGCAUUCCGUCCCCGUCCCCCUACACGCACAGGGAGAGAGAGAGAGAGAGAGAGAGCGAGCGAGCAAAGGAGGCAAGGGCAAUCGUCGCGAGUCCAGGGGCACCUCCUCAAUCCAGCCCACCCUCGCCGCUCCCUCCACCGCCGUCCUAGGGUUUCCUUCCUCCACUCCAAUCGCGCAAUCGGACCCCCCAAUCCCAACCAAUGUCAAUGAAUUUUUCAAUCCAAUCGGAGGGAGGGAGGGAGGGACUUGUUCGAUUGGAUUGGAUUGCCGAUUCCAUAGGAUCAUGCCCCCACUUCCACUUCAAUCAACCAAAACCAUCUUUCUUUCAGGAUCCGAAUCCCCCCUCUCUCUCUGAUGUGAUUGAUAGCUUAGGGAUUCCCUCCAUUUAUCCGAUGUUUGUUUUCCACAGGAUGACCAUGAGCGACGAUGGAGACCGCACCUGCCCUCUCUGUGCCGAGGAGAUGGACAUCACUGACCAGCAGCUCAAGCCCUGCAAAUGCGGCUACGAGAUUUGUGUCUGGUGCUGGCACCACAUCAUGGAUAUGGCUGAGAAAGAGGACACUGAGGGCCGCUGCCCUGCAUGCCGAACUCGCUACGACAAAGACAGGAUUGUCAAGAUGGCUGCCACUUGCGACAGGACAGUUGUUGAGAAAAAUGUGGACAAGAAACAGAAGACCCAAAAGGUUAAGCCAAAGGCAGCAACUGUGGAAGCUAAGAAACAUCUUGCUAGUGUCAGGGUUAUCCAGAGAAACCUGGUGUACAUAAUUGGACUACCUGCAAAUUUAUGCAAUGAGAGCAUACUUGAGCGUAGGGAAUACUUUGGUCAGUAUGGCAGGGUUUUAAAGGUUUCAGUUUCUCGGACAACCGGGGCUCCUUCCCAGCAGGCAUCGACAAACAAUAGUAUCAGCGUAUAUAUUACAUAUGCCAAAGAAGAAGAGGCCAUCAGGUGUAUUCAAGCUGUACACAAUUUUGUUUUGGAAGGGAAAGUGUUAAGAGCAUGCUUUGGUACUACAAAGUAUUGCCAUGCAUGGCUACGGAAUAUGACCUGUGGAAAUCCAGAUUGUCUCUAUUUACAUGAUGUAGGCACUCAGGAAGAUAGUUUCACUAAAGAUGAGAUAAUAUCAGCAUAUACAAGGAGUAGGGUUCCCCAAAUGGCGUCUAGUGUUUCUCAAAGACGUUCAGGGACUAUACUACCUCCUCCGGCAGAUGAUUUCUCAUAUAGUGCAGUGGUUGCAGCUAAACAUACAACCAAGAAUGGGAUAAAUAAUACUGCAAACCAGUCCAGGCUUUCACCUCCAAAUAGUAGUUCUGGGAGAUCCACACUUCCACCGGCUGCUUCAUGGGGGCAUCGUGAUUUGAAUACCAGGACGCCAACAACUGGGGUGUCAUCAUCGCAAUCUCUUACUAAAUCAAAAACAGAUCCACAAAGUAAUUCAUUCUCGAGUUCUUCGACUGUUUCAAGUACAAAGCUACCUUCUUCAUGGAAUGAUGAUACAAGCACAGUUCAAAAAAUGACUGAAGAUCAAGAUAGUUUGUCUAAAACCUUGAAGCCAUAUAAGCCUGGUAUUGCAAAGGAAACCCAAGCUGUAACAUCACUGGAGUCAUCACUGGACAUAGAUUUCUCUACCAUACCUUCAGCUUGGAACGAUGAUGAUGUCCCAUCAGAUGUGGUGUCAAAAGGAGGUGAUGAAAAGCAAGAUGUAAAUGAGAAUGGGAAGCUUAUAUGUUCAGUUUCUUCAAAGCCAACUGAAUCAGACUAUCUUGCAUCGAAGCCAUCGACAUCACCAAAGAAAGACAUUGCAGUAAACAGUACCAGGCAAAGCCCUCCAAAUUGUGUAUCAAGUUCAGCAGUUUCCAAAUCAGAAGUAAAGGAUGGUGACAGUGAUUACCAAGUAACCAACAUGGCUUCUAAAACACCUACUUUGGUAGUAGUAAAGGACCAAUCUAAUCAAGCAGCUAUUGACACAGUAAUUGAAGAUACUAGAUCUGAUAGCACAGAUAUUGAUGGGCUAUCAGUUGGAGUAUCUUCGGUAACUUUAAGCAGAAAAGAUGGGGUUCAAAGUAUGGCAGAAAACCAACAGCUGGAUGGAGUCUUAAGUGCUUCAGUUGUGGUGCCCUUGAGUCAGAAUUUGAGGCUUGCUGAUAAUGAGGAUUCUACAUGUCAAGCUAGUUCAGAUAAGCAUCGUGAUUGGUGUUCAGAUCUCCAAAGUAGUGUAGCUCCUCCAUUAAAUGACACAGGAAGUUCUGCAGUAGCCACUGAUAAAUCUCAUGUUAGGGUGCUGGAUGCUACUGAUCAAGCUUCAUCUUCACCAUAUGUCCAUUUCCCUAACACGUCUCCUUUUUCAUUGUGGAAUUGUAAAGAAAUAAGCCAUACUUCCACAAGUGAUAGAACUUCCACAAUGAUGCAACCUGGGCUGUUAUCUUCAAAUGACAGCUCUUCUACCAUGUUUAAUGGACGUCAAGAAGCACUAGGAAAUAUAUAUGCACCUGGUAAGGUUCCUGAACAUCACAUAUUAAGAAACCAUCAGCCUGGAGCAGUUAACGUAGGCGGUGUUGACAAGGCUGUAAGUGUAAAUAAGGAUGAGAGCAGCAUAAUUUCUGAUAUUUUGUCUUUGGAGUUUGAUCCAUGGGAUGAGUCGUAUUCGACUGCUAACAAUUUUGCUAAGAUGCUUAGUGCAUCUGAAAAGAAUAAUGCGCUUUUCGAUGCUCCUUCAUGGAAAACAAAAACCUGCAGUAAUGAGUCUAGAUUUUCGUUUGCUAGACAAGACAACCAAGGAAGCUUCCUAGAGUCAUCUAUGAGAAAUUAUGGAAGUGAGCAGAAUUUCAGUUUGCCAUCCCAAAAUUCUAAUGGAAACAUUUAUCAGAGUGGCAUUUCAUUUAAAUCUCCAGAGGAAGGUUUCUUGAAGAGCAACUCUCUUACUAUGUUGGAUAUGCUAGCCACUGGCACAUCAAAGCCUAAAGUAUCGGCGCCUCCUGGAUUUUCAGUACCAGCAAGAGUUCCUCCUGGGUUUUCGUCUGGAUUUUCAUCUCAGGAGGGGCUGAACCCGCCUCCUGGAUUUUCAUCUCACAAUGGGCCUAAUCCCCCUCCUGGAUUUUCUUCACAGGGUGGAUCUAAUCAGGUCUAUGGUUCAGCAUACUCAGAAACUCGACCAUUUGAUGAUAUUUUGGGUAUAAACACUAGCCAUUAUCAACCUCAGUUAUCUAGACAAUCAAGUGAUAUAGAAUUUAUUGAUCCAGCUAUAUUAGCUGUGGGUAAAGGGCGGAUGCCUGGAAUUAGUGAUUCAGGGUUGGAGAUGAAAACUUCCCCUACUUUUCCAGCACAGUUGCAAACAUCAAAUGAUCCAAGGCUUCAAUUACUUAUGCAGCAGAAUAUGCCUUCCCAUCAAAAUCUUGGAUUUGCAGACCAUAUUCAAGAUGCAUUCAACCCUAUGAAUGAUAAUUAUCUUGCAUCCCGGCUUAUACCUCAGAACCAUGGUUCUCUAUCCUCUUAUGCACAUAUGUCACUCCAACAACCUAGAAGCUCACACCUUACAAAUGGUCAUUGGGAUAGCUGGGGUGAUUUGAGACAAGGGAACAAUGUUUCCAUGCCUGACAUGUCAAGGAUAUUAUAUCCAACUGAAGCGAACAACUUCCACAUGCUGGGUUCAAAUGAUCUGUAUAACAGGGCUUUUGGACUGUAAUUAUCAUUGGGAUAUGCGGCUUGACCUGUCACCCAGUUUAACUUGGGCGUGUCUUCAGUUCUUGAAUGUAAUUGGUUGUACAGGUGUAUACCCAGUUUAUACUCAGCUUGGUAAAUGUUGAGCUUGUGGGUUAACAACAGAGUGUUCGUGAAUGAAAGGUAUUGGAUUCAAUUGGAUCAGCAUGAAUGUGGGUGCUUAAUCAGACGUUUCUAGCACCAGGUUCUGUUUUGGGCGAGAGGAUAUAUAUACAUUAAAAGAUGCAUCCGUGAGAUUGUCCUUCAAGUUUACAUAUACUUGUGGUGGAAGCUAGCUCGAGAAGAUAUAUACUGUUUAGGAUUUGUUUUUUGCCCCUUUUUCUAGUUUUGCCGUCAUGUGGAAAUGUUUUCUUGUUUUUUGUUUUGUACAUGGUAUGUUACUUGUCGCAAGUUGCUGUUCUGAUGCCUAUGAGAUGAUUUUGUUGUUGGGUACUUGGGUUUACUAAACCAAACGUAAACUGCUUAUAGCUGAAUUGGCUGUUGGGUACUGAACUAAAAACAAGGUUGAGUUGGUUGGUGCCCUGUUGACAAUAUCAAUUGAUGAGGACAUUUUUGUUCCUUUUUCUUUAAAUUGUUUGUUCAAGCAAGCAUCUAAGUUCCAUUCAGGAUUUAGGAUGCCGCAUAAGCAGAGUACACAGAUAAUGUCCGUUGUACCAAAAAAAAAAAAAAAAUCGAAAACG
Molecule: messenger RNA, 4437 nt
Organism: Oryza brachyantha (malo sina)
Lineage: Eukaryota; Viridiplantae; Streptophyta; Magnoliopsida; Poales; Poaceae
Exons: 14
Coding region: 243-3722 (1159 amino acids)
Biological process (GO): protein ubiquitination
Cellular component (GO): CCR4-NOT complex
Molecular function (GO): RNA binding; ubiquitin-protein transferase activity
Source: RefSeq, a predicted model, not a curated record